Oldenlandia corymbosa var. corymbosa is the source of this 1515-nucleotide messenger RNA. The record is from the annotation of a GenBank genome assembly. Lineage: Eukaryota; Viridiplantae; Streptophyta; Magnoliopsida; Gentianales; Rubiaceae.
UGUCAAUCGUGAUUUUGAGCCGAAUUGCACAAAAUAAACAGGUAACCAAAAGAAGAAACGCAAACAACGGAAAAUUCGUUUUCAUUUUAUUAGAACAAAAGAAAAGAAGCUAUCAACUUUUAGAAAUACUCGCCGGUCGAUUCUAAAUGAGUUUCGAUUUUUAUUACUCUAAAAGAUCUGACUUAAAGUCUUACCAACGAAGAGCGAAGAUCACGUUCCCAAACUUUUCAUUUUUCGGUAGAUAUCUUCGUCUCUCCUACCCGACAAAGAUGAAAGAAACUAAGCAAAGUUGUCGGUUUUCAGGUAUGCGAAUUGGGAAGGCGGCGCAUGGCCUCUUAUUAUGGCUUUUACCCAAAGCUUCCAAAACCUGCAUAUUUUUCAAGUCUCAAAUAUUCUCAACAUCAUCACCUCCAAUUCAAUCUUUAGCUCCUUAUUUAAUGAUGAUCAACUUGGUCCCAGACAAUCCACCAUCUAUUUUUCUUCUUUUUGUAUUGAUUUCUUCAAAAUGGAGAAUAGCAACAACGGCAGCUUCCAUGACCAAUUUGAACGUUGCUUCCAGGAAUGGAUCACCCAGCAACAUCAAGACAUGGAAGAGCUUCGUCAUGCAAUCAUGAUGGUCCCUAACACAGAUAAUAAUAACAACAACAGCAACAAGGACGACGUCGACGAGGCAGGCCCCGGCACCGGUGCCGACGAUCAGCAACUUUUCCGAUUCCUAGCUGAGAAAGGUGUCCAACAUUUUGAGGAGUACAUCCAGAAACGAGCUUUACUAGCAAGAGAAUACGCGCCCUCGUUCCUGUGCCCUUCCUGGUGCUCCUGCUUUGAAGGCUCUUUCCUUUGGAUCGGUGGCUGCCGGCCUUCGCUCGCGAUUCGGCUCGUUUACAGCCUUUGCGGAUCCGAACUGGGCAUCCUCAUCCACAACGGUGAUGAUAAUUUCGAUCAGCUCAUGGCUGUGCCGUUGUCGUCAUCUUCUUCUUCUUCCUCUGUUGAGAAUCGGAGCGGAAACUUGGCGGACAUCUCUUCAGGUCAGCUUAAUUUGAUCAACUCUUUGCACUUGAAAACUAUUGGUGAGGAAAGGAAGAUAGCUGAAAAGAUGGCCAGCUUACAGGAAGAGAUUGCCGACGAUCCACUGGCAAUGAUCGUGAAAAGAGCAAGUCAGGUUGGCGAAUCGAGCCGCAACGUGGAUGAGGUUUUAGAAGGCCAUUCACUGGCUCUGGGGCAUAUUCUGUUGGAUGCUGACAAACUGAGGCUGAAUACACUGAAAGAACUCUUCAACAUCCUUACGCCAUUGCAGGCAGCCAAUUUACUUGUGACCACCAAGAAACUUCACCUCUCAAUGCAUGAGUGGGGUAAAGAAAGAGAUCAACGGAAGAAGGAAAAGGGCAAUGGUCCAAAUCCAUAAUAUUUCCAGUUCCAAGCUACGAGAAAAGAUAAUGAGAAUAAAGUCUUUUUUUUUUUUUUGUUUUCUGGAUCGAUCAGAGUGUUGUUUAAAUCUUUGUUUUUCCAGCUUUCGGC